CCAAAACACUCCCAGGCAGUGAAGGGGAGCAAUGAGCGGACACGACACAAGCGACAUCGGCCUCGCCGAGCUCCAGCAGGCUCGCAUCCUUCGCUACGAGGAGACUAGCGACGCUCAUGAUAGGCGCACCUACCAGACGGCCGGCUUUGGCCCCAUGUCGCCGUCCGAGUCAAAGUCGACGACGCCGUUCGACUCCAAGGCCACCUCGGCCCGCAACUCGUCAGAUGGCCUUCCGUUAUCGUCGUCGUCGAUGGAGCAGCCGGUGCAGCUGCCGACCGAGGCCAUGUUCCAGGCUCGCCCGGCCCAGCUCAAGAACAUGACGGCCGAGAUCCUCUUUGUCAUGACGUGCGCCCUCUCGCAGAUUCUCUUUUCCUUCUUGCUCGGGAAUGUCGCCACGCUGCAAGACGUCCUCGUUGACAAGCUCAACAUCCCCCAUUCGCAGUCGCCUUGGCUCAUCGGUUCCUAUGCCCUUGCCAACGGCCUCUCCGUCAUCGUCUCGGGCCCCGUGGCUGACCUGACAAAGCCAAAGUACCUCAUCUGUGGCGCCUUUGCCUGGCUUACGGCUUGGAGUGUCGUCGGCUGCUUCUCCCUCACCAACAAGUAUCUCUUCUUCGUCGUCCGCGCCUGCCAGGGCAUCGCUGUCGGCGUUCUCCUCACCUCCACACUGUGCAUCUGCGGCAGGAUCUACAAGCCUGGGCUCCGCAAGACGAGAAUCUUCUCGGCCAUGGCCAGCGGCGCGCCCCUGGGAUUCUGGCUCGGCUGCAUCUCCUCAUCGGCCCUGGCUACCGCUGAUGUCCGCUACAUCUACGUCCUCGACGCCGCCAUCUCAGCCUGCUGCCUCGCCGCCGCCCUGUAUGCAAUCCCGGCAAUCGACUCGUCGACGGUCGUUAAUGCCCCCUUCGAUUAUCUCGGCAGCAUCUUUGCCGUCACGGGCUGCUCACUCCUUGUCGCCGGUCUCACCCAGGGCCCCUCGGUCAGCUGGGCGGCCUACGCCAUUGCAAUCGUCGUCAUCGGCGUAGCAUUCAUCGUCGCCUUCUUCUUCAUCGAGACACGUGCUAAACGACCGAUCAUGCCGCCCCAGGUCUGGAAGGCGCCGAGCUUCACACCCCUCGCCAUCGCCUACUUUGUCGGUUUCGGAGGUUACAUGUCCUGGCAGUGGUACAUGGUCCAAUUCUUCCUCCACGUUCAGCACGCAUCGCCAGUCACGACGGCCCUUUACAUUCUUCCGAACCCGAUCAUCGGCGUCUUGGCGGCCUACAUCGUGUCCAUCAUCCUCCAUCGUGUCCCUGGACAUUACGUCUUCUUCAUCUCCAUGGUCUGCUUUGGCCUAGGCCCCGUCUUUUUUCUUCCCCAGACGGCGGGCACGCCGUACUGGAACCUGAGCCUCGUAGGCAUCUCGCUCGUCACCCUCGGGCCCGACCUCUCCUUUGCUGCCGCCUCGGUCAUCAUCACGAGCUCCACGCCCAAGUCCUACCAAGGCUCGGCCGCCUCGAUCCUCGUGACGCUGCAGAACCUCUCGGCGGCCAUCAUGACGAGUAUCAGCGACAGCAUCGGAGUCAGGGUCACCGAUGGCUCUGGCUCAACGACGAUUGAUCUGAGCGGCUUGAGGGCCAUCUGGUACUUCAACAUGGCCUGUGCCAUUGUCGCGGCCGCCAUUGUCCUGAUCGCCGUUCGGGUCCCAAAGAGCAUCGAAAAGGACCACGAGAAAGAAUACUGACCAAAUCAGGCACACCGCCUCUUUUCUUCCCUUGUAUUUAUAUGAACCAUCCACCAAGUAGCGUUUCCUGGGUCUCACUGUCACCUUCUCAUUCUUCUCUUCUUUUCCACGAGAGCGAUGGUUGCCACACAAUAAUAUACUCC
Molecule: messenger RNA, 1860 nt
Organism: Acaromyces ingoldii
Lineage: Eukaryota; Fungi; Basidiomycota; Exobasidiomycetes; Exobasidiales; Cryptobasidiaceae
Product: MFS general substrate transporter
Exons: 1
Coding region: 32-1717 (561 amino acids)
Biological process (GO): transmembrane transport
Cellular component (GO): membrane
Molecular function (GO): transmembrane transporter activity
Source: RefSeq, a predicted model, not a curated record